AUAAGACACAGCCAUAUUCCCAGAGUCCUUAGCGGCGGGUGAAGGAAAAUGAAAACGGCCAUGUCGUGGUAGCGAAUUGUUCAGCGAAAGGGUUUAACUGGUUUAUUAAAAGUAGCAUCACAAUUUCAGCGCUGAAAACACACAAACUGUUCGUCUGCGGAUACUCCAUCGUUUUUACGUUAAAGAAAAUACAUCCAGCGGAGGUGGUAAGGGCACUGAGAAGGGAGCAAACAUGAGCGGAGGAGGGACGCCUUACAUCGGCAGCAAAAUUAGCCUAAUCUCGAAGGCCGAGAUCCGCUACGAGGGGAUUUUGUACACCAUCGAUACCGAAAACUCCACCGUUGCUCUCGCCAAAGUUCGUUCUUUCGGCACCGAGGAUCGUCCCACUGACAGACCCAUUCCACCUCGGGAUGAAGUGUUUGAGUACAUUAUCUUCAGAGGGAGUGAUAUAAAAGAUCUGACGGUUUGCGAGCCACCAAAAGCGCCUAGCUCCCUGCCUCAGGACCCCGCCAUUGUUCAAUCUUCUAUUGGAACCAGCAGUGGUGCAGCAUCAUUCCAGUCUGUAGAGUCCUAUGCACCUUUCAGCAGGAACCCGCCGUACAGCCAGUUUGGCUCGACACCCCUCGUAGCUCAGCAGUUUGGAGUAGUUGGAGGAGGACGCACCAGUCCCCGUGUGGACGCUCUUACGAAGAGUCCCUCCUUGGAGCAAGCAGUGCAGCCCCCUUCAUCAGGUGCCUCAGCUCCACCUGUGCCGGUAGGACAGAGGAACCAGUCGUCGACAGCCGCAGCGUCAGCCUCCAGAGCCACCAGCACCGCCACCGGUAGCCAGAAGCCCCCAGACCUUCUGGAGCAGAGAAAGGGCCCUGAGGUGCAGAAAGUGCCUCAGCCAGAUAAUGAGCAAGGCGCUGUUGAAAAUCGGGAUCCUAAUAGACGUCAAGCCAGUGGCGCUCCCUCUGCCCGCCGUGGCCGUGGAGGAGGAAACCGCGGUAGAGGCAGAUUCAACAUGCGUCGGGACGGCCCCAUGAAGUUUGAAGAGGACUUUGACUUUGAGAGCGCUAAUGCCCAGUUCAACAAGGAUGAGAUUGACAAAGAGCUCCAAAGCAAGCUCAAAUUGAAAGAUGACAAGCCUGAGAAGGCUCUGAACGGAGAGGAAAAUGCAGACUCAGAGCAUCAGGCUAACGAAGGGACCGCUGAGGAGGAGGAAACUGUCAUCACCUCAUGUUACUAUGACAAGUCCAAGUCCUUCUUUGACAACUUGUCCUGUGAUGAUUCAAGGAAAUCAGGUGAAAGAGGAUUUCUAAAGGAGCGAAGGCCAACCUGGGCAGAAGAGAGGCGGAUGAACGCUGAGACCUUUGGUAUCCCUCUGAGGCAAAACCGAGGAAGAGGAGGCUUCCGUGGACGAGGCGGCAUGGGACCCCGCGGUGGCCGCGGGCGUCCAUCAAACCGAGGAUCCUUUGGGCCGCCCCGGGGUGCCCCACCUGGUUUCAGAGGUGGAUUCAGGGGCGGCAGAGGAGGCCGGGAGUUCUCUGACUUUGAAUACAGGAAGGACAACAAGGUGGCUGCAUAGUACAGCAGCGACGGAUCCACAAAGAAUUGUAGCCCUUCAUCAUGAAAUGUCCCCCUUCGACAACUUGUCUCUGGUCUCAACACGUGACAGAAAGAAUGAAGUCGUAAUCUAACUUACUCACCAGCAGUAGGGUCGACUGCUUGACAUCAGCAAGUGUGAGUGCAGCUUCCUCGCCCAUCGCCCUUUUCUUCACUUUGAGAAGACAAAAUUGAUUUGUUUUGUUUUUUCCCCAAAAGUUGAGUUUUCCUUGAUAAACCGUCAUCAGAAGGACAAGAUUAUGUGUAAAUACCUUACUUUGGUGGAAUAAUUCAGUAUUUUUGCAUCUAUUCAAGUUCCUUUCUUACUGAAAUUAUUUGAUAAUGUUAUGUGUAAAAGCUGUAUGCAGAAAGCCCACUGAUACUGUGAGUACUCUGAUCACAACUCAUGUGAUUGAUAGCUUUAUUUUAUUUGUUUUAUAUAUUGAGUAACGUAUCUUGGCACCAAAACACAUUUCCUGUCACAACAUUUUUUUACUUAUCUCACCAGUGAUUAAGAUGUUUGCAUAAAGUUGUUGCAUUUGGGAUUUCUGGGGUUCAUUGAAUUGAUGAUGUUCUUUGAUGUUGAUCCAUUCUUUCAAUGAAGUAGUGAGUUCAAAGUUAAGCCAUUUUAACAAAAUGACAUUGACAUUCAUUGCUGUUUUUUUUUUCCUUCUUAUUGUGGAACAUAAUCUGAACUGAAUAUUGUAAUGAAUGAAUGUAUAUCUGGCUCAUCUCCUAUUUUGUGCUCCCUGAGCAAAUUGCGGCCACCAGAAACUCAUUUCUAGUUUUUAGAAAUGUGUUUUCAGUACUAAGAAUCGUUUGGAGAUGAUAUUUUUGCCCCUAGCGACCUGUGUUGAAGCUUUAGGUUUCCAACUACUUCUCUGCAGACCUAUUUUUAGUAACAACGGCAAGCUAAUGCAGGCUAUCAAUGGGAGAGCAUCAUUUGAUCCGUAUAUUGGGGUUUACAUGAUAGCUUUAGUGUAUUCUUUGUUAAAUGUAGUCAUUCUGACUUGAUCUGUUGCGUGGGUGUCAUGUUUUUUCUCUGCAGUCAUGGCUGCAUGAAGAGCAUUCCCAUGACGUGUUUCUUGCCAUGAGAAACACAAAGUGAUAGAACUAGGUCUGUGUACGUUGUGAGAUGAGUCUUUCAGAUGUCACGUGAAGCUUUGAAACGAUUUGUUCAAGCCAUUCAUUCAGGAUGACAUGGAAUGACAGUUCACUUGGGAUAAAUAAUGAGAUCUUGUUUAUGUAGCGGUCAGUAUUUUGCCAAUAAGGAAUGUGUGAGAAUUGGGCUGGCCUAAUAUAAUUUGGUCAAGCUUGAAGUACAUAUGUCUCCACAUUUUUUUUUUUUUUUAAGUACCUCUCCUAAAUCCACCUUCUUUGUGGGCUAAAAUAUAUUCUAGUGAGUCGUCUGCUAGUGGCAAGCCUGAUUCCCGCCCCUCUCAAAGUGUCUUAAAAUUAUGCUAUUUCUACUUUGUUUUUUCCAUUUGUCUCUACAAUCAGGUGUUUCCAUUAAAAGUUAGUGUUGUGCUAUUAUAAGGUUGGUUGACUGGAAAAUAGGAAAUCUUGUAAACUGACUGAACGUUGUCUCUGAUAAUGUUUUAACUACAAAUGGCAGCAUUUCCGGUAGAUUUCAGUUCUCCCAAGCUUGACCUGCAUGCCCCUCUUUUUUGCAAUAUUGUCCAAUUUGUCCUCUGAAGUGAGUUUCUUUUUCUUUCUUUUUUUUUUUCUUUUUUUUUUUAGAUGUAGGUGAGCAAAGGGAUAACAACUGGAUUUGAAGCGUGCGAGUGUGUAUGAAUGCUUGGGGCGGGUCAGAAAGACAUUUGUUGUUUGGUUUUUGCUCUUUUUGGCUCUAAUAUUUUGUCAGUACUUUAGGGAGUGCCUUCAGAGUGGUAUAUUUUUUACAGCUCUCCCUUUAACUUAAAAGGUACAUUUUGACAAAUUUAUUGAUAGCACUACUACAAGAAGAACCUAUCGUAGAUCCUUUACGCCGCUGUGGUAGCUGAGAACAGAGCGACCCGGCUGUAAAUGUGCUGUUUGACGGGAUGUUGUACAGAGUGCUGAACGCUGCAUGAUAGCCACAGGAACCACCACUCUAUACCCAGGUUAGACAGCAGGAUUUCAGCUUUUGCAAUAACCCUUGUUAAGCAAAUGAGUUAAUUUGAGAUUCCACACAAAAGUGUUAUUAGCGAGCUACUCAAGACUGACAAGUUCUCAUGUUUGUUACUCCUUCCAGUCACUGGAAUUGUGAAGCAGGUAUUGUUUUCUUGAGAAUGUGUACAGCAUGAUGUACUCCCAGUGGGUCGCCCUCCGAGACACGGGGUUUUUACUCAAGACAAAGAUAAAGAGUUGUUCAAUAACCAUG
Messenger RNA from Myripristis murdjan (pinecone soldierfish), 3946 nucleotides. RefSeq names its product LSM14A mRNA processing body assembly factor b (gene lsm14ab). Lineage: Eukaryota; Metazoa; Chordata; Actinopteri; Holocentriformes; Holocentridae. The transcript is spliced from 10 exons. The coding region runs from base 233 to 1567 and encodes 444 amino acids. The record is from RefSeq and is a predicted model, not a curated record. Gene Ontology annotation, biological process: cytoplasmic stress granule assembly; P-body assembly. Gene Ontology annotation, molecular function: mRNA binding. Gene Ontology annotation, cellular component: P-body.